CUACUCCUCUUCAGUGUUCGGAAAAGUUUCGUUCGAAGUUUUGAAAAGAAGCUUUUCAGAGCCAGAAAAAAAAAGCGCUUCCAACCAAAAAUCGAUUCCACUUCGAAGAAGAAGAAAACAUGUCAAGUAAACUGAAGGUGGAGGAACUGCGAGCUCACCUCCAACAACGUGGACUCGCCACUACUGGAACAAAACCCACUCUGGUUCGGAGACUUGACGCUGCACUUCGCAAAGAAGCUAAGGAAAAUUCUGUUGGUAAUGCUGAUGGUUCUGGGUAUGGUGUUGGUGCUGAUGGUGAUACUUUGUUAUUGGCGGGUAAUAAGAGAGUGAGAGAGAGUGAAGGUGAUGAUGGUGAGAAUGGUGACUCUAAUCGUGGUAACAAAAUCACUUCCAUUGAGGAGCUUCGUGAGUUGAGUGUUCAGCAGCUUCGACAACAAGCUUCCCUUCAUGGAAUUCCGGCCUCUGGUUCCAAGAAACAGUUGGUUGAAAGAAUCUCUCAGCUGUUGCGAAAGGGUUCUGAUAAUGUAGAGGAUGAGGAGGCUACAUCAUGUAAAGAAGAGGAAAAGAUAGUGACUGCAACCAAAAAGGGUGCUGCUAUUCUUGAUCAGUGGCUGCCGGAUCAUAUCAAAUCACAGUAUCAUGUUCUGCAACUGGGUGGUGAAGUCUAUGAUGCCAUGUUAAACCAGACAAAUGUUGGGGACAACAAUAACAAGUUCUAUGUGAUUCAAGUUCUUGAAUCCGAUGAUGGCAGUAAAUUUCUUGUUUACAAUAGAUGGGGAAGGGUAGGUGUAAAGGGUCAAGACAAGAUACACGGACCUUUCACAUCAAGUGCGCAUGCCAUUGUAGAGUUUGAAGAUAAGUUUUUGGCCAAGACCAAGAAUGCUUGGUCUGAUAGGAAAAACUUUAUUUGCUACCCAAAGAGUUAUGUAUGGUUGGAAAUGGAUUACAGCAGCAAGGAAGAAGAAUCUACAGUCACAGAAAGUGCUGGCCAUGAAUUGAAAAAGCAACCUCUGGAAUCAAAACUUGAGCCUUGUGUUGCAAAGUUUAUAUCUCUUGUUUGCAAUGUGAGCAUGAUGAAUCAGCAAAUGAUGGAAAUAGGGUAUAAUGCAAACAAGUUGCCCCUUGGAAAACUUAGCAAAUCAACAAUUCUAAAGGGCUAUGAAGUUCUCAAAAGACUUGCUGAUGUGAUUGAUAAAUCUGAUAGGAGAGCCCUUGAGCAAUUAAGUGGAGAAUUUUACACUGUAAUUCCUCAUGAUUUUGGAUUCAGAAAAAUGCGAGACUUUGUUAUCGACACCCCUCAAAAGUUAAAGCGAAAGUUGGAAAUGGUUGAAGCUCUUGCUGAAAUUGAGGUUGCGACAAAGCUAUUGAAGGAGGAUAAAGAAAUGCAGGGAGAUCCCCUUUAUGCACAUUAUCAACGCCUUCAUUGUGAACUCUUACCAGUUGAAUCUGGUAGCAAGGAAUUCUCCAUGAUUGAAAGAUAUAUGAAGAACACUCAUGCAGAAACACAUUCAAACUAUUCAGUGGAAAUUGUUCAAAUAUUCAGGACUUCAAAAGAAGGAGAGGCUGAACGCUUCAAAAAGUUUUGCGGCACAAAAAAUAGGAUGCUUUUGUGGCAUGGUUCUCGGCUCUCAAACUGGACUGGAAUUUUAUCUCAAGGUUUACGCAUAGCUCCACCUGAGGCACCUGUAACCGGAUACAUGUUUGGGAAGGGGGUAUACUUUGCUGACAUGUUCUCCAAAAGUGCAAAUUAUUGCUAUGCUACUCAUACCGCUACAGAUGGAGUGCUCCUUUUAUGUGAGGUUGCACUUGGUGACAUGGCUGAAUUUCUAACAGCAAAGUAUGAUGCUGAUAAGUUGCCUGAAGGAAAACUUAGCACAAAAGGAGUAGGAGGAACAUCACCAGAUUUUUCUGAAGCCCAGGCACUUGAGGACGGGGUCGUUGUUCCCCUAGGAAAUCCCAAGAAAAAUCCAAGCUUUAAGGGUUCUCUUUUGUACAAUGAGUACAUUGUUUAUAAUGUGGAACAAAUUAAGAUGCGCUAUGUUGUUCAUGUAAAUUUCAACUUUAAGCCAAGACACUAAUGGUAAAAAAUGUAUGAACUUAUAUAUAUCUUUACUGAGAGAAAGGUUUGUACUUUUUCUGCUAUUUUGAGGAAAAAUGUUUUAAACAAGGGUAAAAAAAUGUUAUGCCCUCAUUGAAUUAGAAUAUGGUUUACCAUUAUAAACUACACAUAUUAGUGAGUGGUUUAUAACUGACAA
Messenger RNA from Arachis ipaensis, 2255 nucleotides. It is a transcript of the gene PARP2, whose product is annotated as poly(ADP-ribose) polymerase. Gene Ontology annotation, biological process: protein poly-ADP-ribosylation; double-strand break repair. NCBI's taxonomy places the organism in Eukaryota, Viridiplantae, Streptophyta, Magnoliopsida, Fabales, Fabaceae. Gene Ontology annotation, cellular component: nucleolus. Gene Ontology annotation, molecular function: NAD+ poly-ADP-ribosyltransferase activity. The record is from RefSeq and is a predicted model, not a curated record.